Molecule: messenger RNA, 309 nt
Organism: Fimicolochytrium jonesii
Lineage: Eukaryota; Fungi; Chytridiomycota; Chytridiomycetes; Spizellomycetales; Powellomycetaceae
Product: Lsm3 protein-like protein
Exons: 4
Coding region: 1-309 (102 amino acids)
Biological process (GO): P-body assembly; mRNA splicing, via spliceosome
Cellular component (GO): precatalytic spliceosome; P-body; U6 snRNP
Molecular function (GO): RNA binding
Source: RefSeq, a predicted model, not a curated record
AUGGACACAGCACCACCACAGCAACAGGGAGAAGCCAGGGAAACAACCGAGCCCCUAGAUCUCGUCCGCCUCUCCCUCGACGAACGGGUGUACGUCAAAAUGCGCGGCGAUCGCGAACUCAGGGGGAAGCUCCACGCCUACGACCAACACAUGAACAUGGUGAUGGGCGACGUCGAGGAAUCCAUCACGGUCGUCGACGUCAACGAGGUGACCUUCGACGAGGCUGUUCGGAUCGUGAAACGCAGCCACGAGAUGCUGUUCGUAAGAGGGGAUAGCGUUAUUCUUGUGAGCCCGCCGACGAGGGGUUAG